AUCAAACCUCACACACACACCGUAACCACACGUCAGAAAGCCUGGACCAAUAAACCGAGCCGGCAAUUCAGAUUUUUGGUUAGAUAGUACUAGGAUUGAACGCGCGAAGUUGUUGAUAAUAUUGUAAAGUGUAAAUACGAGUUUAAUCGCGCAUUUAUCUGUGGUUUAUAAAAAUCUAUGCACUUUUAAGAUUUUUGUAACAAGUUUGUAGCACGUGAUAGCAGUGUCCAUAACUGGAAAUAAAGUUUACGUGUAGAUAUUCGAGAAGAUAUUUCUUAAGCAACAAUAAUGACUAAAAUAUUUACUUACCGCAGUUACGAUCAGUUAUCAAAAACAAUUUCAAAUAUUUUAGCAUAAUCCCAGACACAAGCCAUGGUACAAGUACAUAACAGUGGAGCCUCCCAUGUUUUUCUACAUGAUGGCUUUCAUGAUCACGUCAGUCAUCGAACAAACAUUUUAUGUUUACAAAGCAUGCACAGUAAAUCAUGGCUACAGCAGUGAAAUAUGUUACAAUAUUAGCAACUAUGAGGAUAUAAAUAAUGAAGUUCAGUUAACAAUUUCGACAUUCCACCAAUGGAAUGGAGUGGCUGGUCACAUUGUGCCUGUGUUUCUUGCAUUUUUCUUGGGUUCAUACAGUGACAAACGGGGCCGGAAGUCUAUACUGCUGGCAGGCUUGCUGGGAAAACUUUAUUUCUCUGCUAUGAUUACCUUAAAUACAAUAAAAGAUUGGCCAGUAGAAUAUGUGAUAUAUACAGCUGCAUUCCCAAGUGCCAUUACUGGAGCAGAUUUGGCAAUUUUCGCCGGCUGCUUCGCAUACAUUGCUGACGUUACGUCUGUGAAAAACAGGACGCUUAGGGUCGGCAUACUAGAUGUAGUUUACUUGAGUACCAUGCCCACUGGUGUCGCUAUAGGUAAUGUUUUAUACAAAAAUGUCGUGAACAAGUCGUUCACCGCAAUGUUUGCCAUCAACACUUGCCUGAUGGUACUGGCGACGCUGCAUUGUCUCAUAUUCCUCGAAUGGCAAACAAGGCCCGAACAAAAAUCUCUCAGAGAAGCCAACGUGAAGAAUCCCAUUACUGAUUUCUUUGAUGUCAAAAAUAUAAAGCAGACAUUAGUUACUUUGACCAAGAAGAGAAAUAAUAACAAAAGGAUAUUUUUAUGGAUAUUACUUGUUUCAAUGGCGUUUUACACGUUCCAAAGAGAUGAACGCCCUAUGAUGUAUCUGUACACCACGAAAGUUUUCAAAUGGGAUGCAUCAGAUUUCAGUAAUUUUAGAACAUUUCUGAGCUCAUCCUACGUCUUGGCCAUGUUGUUUGGCAUUCCGAUUAUGACCAAGCUAUUCAAGUGGCGCGACACGCUCAUAGUUAUGAUCGGCGCAUCGGCACACAUUGUCGGGCACUUCAUAUACGCACACGCAACCGUCGAAAAACUCUUGUAUGUCGGCGGAGCGGCGGCGGCUUUGGGGCCAUGUGUGGCGCCUCUGAUUCGAUCUAUGAUGUCCAAGGUGUUACCCACAGCUGAAAGAGGUGUUGCAUAUGCGUUCCUGUCGGUUAUGGAGAAUGCAGUAGCCAUGUUCGCGUCCAUCAUAUACUCUCAAGUGUACAAAGCUACAUUCAAUACGAAUUACAUUAACACCAUAUUCUAUUUCACUAUGUCAACGCAAACCGUCGUAUUUCUGCUAACUUUAACUAUGGAGAUAAUGUUGAAGGGAAAACCAUUAAACACACUUGUGGAUCAGGAAGAAAAUACUAUAAGUAAAAUUGAAAAAGAAAAUGACGAGUCCUGACAUUUUAACACAUAUUUUAAUUGAUUAUAUCUUAUCCAUGUAAUAUAACGAGUUACAAUACGAUAAAAGUAUAUAAUA
Messenger RNA from Plodia interpunctella (Indianmeal moth), 1864 nucleotides. RefSeq lists its product as uncharacterized. Gene Ontology annotation, cellular component: membrane. The record is from RefSeq and is a predicted model, not a curated record. Lineage: Eukaryota; Metazoa; Arthropoda; Insecta; Lepidoptera; Pyralidae. The transcript is spliced from 9 exons. Bases 404 to 1786 code for a protein of 460 amino acids. Gene Ontology annotation, molecular function: transmembrane transporter activity. Gene Ontology annotation, biological process: transmembrane transport.